GUGCCGCUCGCUUGACUCAGAUCUUCCUGCCGUUGGUGCGACGUGCCCACGGACGAGUGGUGUUCCUCACCUCUGGCCUGAAUCGCGUGCCAUCCCCGGUCCGUGGCAUCCAGUGUGCCACACAGGCUGCCGUGGAUUGCUUUGCCGCCUGUCUGCGUCAGGAGAUGCGCACACGUGGUGUGGAUGUGUCUGUUGUGGCAGCCGGUGAAUUUGCUCCUGGCAACGGUUGGCUAAGCGAGACGGAACUGCGCGACCAGGCCAAGCAAAUGUGGAAUCAACUAUCCUCGGAGCAGAAGAAAGCCUAUGGCGAGGACUACUACGAGGCGGCCAUGACAUCUGUGGAGAAAUACUCGCGCCAGGCUGCUGAUAUUCAGCCCACGUUGCGCGUUCUCAUCGAUGCCGUUACCAGGACCUUCCCCAUGGCCCGUUACACCCCCGUGACUGCCACCGAGAAGCUGCAAAUUUUCCUGGCCGAGCACUUGGCGCCCUCACUGUACGAGUCCAUCUAU
This is a messenger RNA of Drosophila innubila, 509 nucleotides long. RefSeq names its product D-beta-hydroxybutyrate dehydrogenase, mitochondrial-like. The annotation marks the transcript as partial. The transcript is spliced from 3 exons. Lineage: Eukaryota; Metazoa; Arthropoda; Insecta; Diptera; Drosophilidae. The record is from RefSeq and is a predicted model, not a curated record.